AUGAGGGCAACCGCAAUAAUAUGGUGGAAAAAAGAGUGGGCCUUGAUCGCCGCCGCUCCAGACGCACAGUAUCCACCGCCGCCUACUGAGGAGAGAGCAAGAGCAGGAGGACGGGCAGCAGGAGCAGAAGACAUGUCCUGUCUCGGAAUGUGGCGGAUGCUGUGCCGCAGCAAACUGACGGAUGGAGUUGGCGAGGAGCAGAAAAAACUGGAAGGACAACGGCCGGGGAACAAUCGACCGGCAGCCGCUGCGACAGCGCCAGAAGCACGCCCGCAGCGUUCCAGAGAACCAACCUUUUAA
Gongylonema pulchrum is the source of this 300-nucleotide messenger RNA. Lineage: Eukaryota; Metazoa; Nematoda; Chromadorea; Rhabditida; Gongylonematidae. The record is from the annotation of a GenBank genome assembly.